AUGAGGAGAUUUGUUUACUGCAAGGUGGUUCUAGCCACUUCACUGAUGUGGGUUCUUGUUGAUGUCUUCUUACUCCUGUACUUCAGCGAAUGUAACAAAUGCGAUGACAAGAAGGAGAGAUCCCUGCUGCCUGCAUUGAGGGCGGUUAUUUCAAGAAACCAAGAAGGGCCAGGAGAAAUGGGAAAGGCUGUGCUGAUUCCUAAAGAUGACCAGGAAAAAAUGAAAGAGCUGUUUAAAAUCAAUCAGUUUAACCUUAUGGCCAGUGAUUUGAUUGCCCUUAACAGAAGCCUGCCGGAUGUAAGAUUAGAAGGAUGCAAGACAAAAGUCUACCCUGAUGAACUUCCAAACACAAGUGUGGUCAUUGUGUUUCAUAAUGAAGCCUGGAGCACUCUCCUUAGAACAGUCUACAGUGUGAUAAAUCGUUCCCCACACUAUCUGCUCUCUGAGGUCAUCUUGGUAGAUGAUGCCAGUGAAAGAGAUUUUCUCAAGUUGACAUUAGAGAAUUAUGUGAAAAAUUUAGAAGUGCCAGUAAAAAUCAUUAGGAUGGAAGAGCGCUCUGGGUUAAUACGUGCCCGUCUUCGAGGAGCAGCUGCUUCAAAAGGGCAGGUCAUAACUUUUCUUGAUGCACACUGUGAAUGCACGUUGGGAUGGCUGGAGCCCUUGCUGGCAAGAAUAAAGGAAGACAGGAAAACAGUUGUAUGCCCUAUCAUCGAUGUGAUUAGUGAUGAUACCUUUGAGUAUAUGGCUGGGUCAGACAUGACUUAUGGGGGUUUUAACUGGAAACUGAAUUUCCGCUGGUAUCCUGUUCCCCAAAGAGAAAUGGAUAGGAGGAAAGGAGACAGAACAUUACCUGUCAGGACCCCUACUAUGGCUGGUGGCCUAUUUUCUAUUGACAGAAACUACUUUGAAGAGAUAGGAACUUACGAUGCAGGAAUGGAUAUCUGGGGUGGAGAGAAUCUUGAAAUGUCUUUUAGGAUUUGGCAAUGUGGAGGGUCAUUGGAGAUUGUGACUUGCUCCCACGUUGGUCAUGUUUUUCGGAAGGCAACUCCAUACACUUUCCCUGGUGGCACUGGUCAUGUCAUCAACAAGAACAACAGGAGACUGGCAGAAGUUUGGAUGGAUGAAUUUAAAGACUUCUUCUAUAUCAUAUCCCCAGGUGUUGUCAAAGUGGAUUAUGGAGAUGUGUCAGGGAGAAAAACACUAAGAGAAAAUCUGAAGUGUAAACCCUUUUCUUGGUACCUAGAAAACAUCUAUCCGGACUCCCAGAUCCCAAGACGUUAUUACUCACUUGGUGAGAUAAGAAAUGUUGAAACUAAUCAAUGUUUAGACAACAUGGGCCGCAAAGAGAAUGAAAAAGUGGGUAUAUUCAACUGCCAUGGUAUGGGAGGAAAUCAGGUAUUUUCUUACACUGCUGACAAAGAAAUCCGGACCGAUGACUUGUGCUUGGAUGUUUCUAGACUCAAUGGACCUGUAAUCAUGUUAAAAUGCCACCAUAUGAGAGGAAAUCAGUUAUGGGAAUAUGAUGCUGAGAGACUCACCUUGAGACAUGUUAACAGUAAUCAAUGUCUCGAUGAACCUUCAGAGGAAGACAAAAUGGUGCCUACCAUGCAGGACUGUAGUGGAAGCAGAUCUCAACAAUGGCUGCUAAGGAACAUGACCUUGGGGGUGUGAAGACCACCCCCUAUCCAUGAAAGUGUCUACACUUUUGUUUUUCCAUUAUAUCAACUAGGGAAAAAUAUUAACUUUGCUGAAUUGAAAGUUUUAAAAAUCCUUUUAGUAUUCUAAAACACAGUUGUUUAUAAUUUAUUUUUAGGAAUGUUUGCUUAUUUCCCUACUAAAAUUUGUAUCUGAUCAAAGAAGCACAUAAAAAAUAUAAAUAUUAGCAAACUGUUAUUAAACAUCAGAACUUGAAAAUCCAAUUGUGUUUGCUUUAAAAAAAAAAGUAUUGCCCUCUUGUCACAGGGUUAGUUGGGGGUUAUUUUAUUUGUUGUUGUCAUAGUGAUUGAAAGAAAGAUAAUGUAAAUGCCUUAUACAAUAACUUCAUUAUGAAAUAUUAUCAAUUGCUUUAUAAACUCACUCUUUCUACUGGACUUUCAUGGAAACAUGUUGAAUUUUUAUGUCAACAACAGGGCCACAUAUUAGAUUAUUUCUGAACAGUGAAUUCAUCUUAUAAAAUGUUAGUUCCAAAUUUUGUACCAGGAAAUAAAUUAAAUUGGAUAUUGAAUUCACAGAGUCUUUAUAAAGCAUCACAUCUAAACAAAUGCGAAUUCAAAAAAGAGGAGAAUUUGAAAAUUCGAUUUAAAGUACAU
Molecule: messenger RNA, 2309 nt
Organism: Lemur catta (Ring-tailed lemur)
Lineage: Eukaryota; Metazoa; Chordata; Mammalia; Primates; Lemuridae
Gene: GALNT13
Product: polypeptide N-acetylgalactosaminyltransferase 13
Exons: 11
Coding region: 1-1671 (556 amino acids)
Cellular component (GO): Golgi apparatus
Source: RefSeq, a predicted model, not a curated record